Messenger RNA from Chaetomium fimeti, 1689 nucleotides. RefSeq lists its product as uncharacterized. Bases 225 to 1370 code for a protein of 381 amino acids. The record is from RefSeq and is a predicted model, not a curated record. The transcript is spliced from 2 exons. Gene Ontology annotation, cellular component: endoplasmic reticulum tubular network. Gene Ontology annotation, biological process: endoplasmic reticulum tubular network organization. NCBI's taxonomy places the organism in Eukaryota, Fungi, Ascomycota, Sordariomycetes, Sordariales, Chaetomiaceae.
GAGGUCACUGUGCACAAGCUUCUGGGCUUCCCUGUCCUGAACCACUUCCUGCUGUUCACCUCUUGUGGCUGGGGAAGGCCGGAGGCAAGCUGCAACACAGGCUCUCACCGCAAAACAAUUAGAACCUCUGCCGGUCAGUCGUUUCUGGCAAGGCAACAUUACUCCUUUUCUUUUCUCACGUUCAUUGCCUAUCGGGCCCGAUAACCUUUUUCGCUUCUUUGACAAUGGUUUCCUUUUGGCCGUGGGGGAAGGAAGACGACUCCCCGGCAUUGUUUGAAAAGGUGCUUUCCGCCCUCUCCGCCAAAAUCACAACUACCCAAACGCGGCUCGAACAGAACCGGGCCCAAUCAAGACGAAUCAAACUCCUCUGCUCUCUCUACCUCGGCUUCGCAUACUUGGUCUAUGGCAUCGUCCUGGUGUUGGUCGUGGGAUGGAGAAACAUGGGAGCUUGGGAAUGGACCGGCAUCGCGGGCGGUCCGAUUGUGAUCACUCUUGUUCGCGCUGCCGUCACGGCCUUGUUCGACUACCGCAUUCAGAGGCUUAGUGCACGGCUCAAGGAGUACCAGACAGAGCGCACCAAGACCAUUCAGAAAUUGAAAGACGCAACAAAGUACGAUUCGACUCUGGAGUUGCUGCAGAAAUACGGCGAGGCCGAAAACAAGCAAAAGAAGGGGAAGAAGACAGCUGAGGGAGGUGACGCCGGGGAUCAGGAGGACGAAGGACGGUCGAAGGCGAAGCACUCGGGGAUGCCUCAACGCACGAACAUGCUACCUCCGCCCACGGCUAACAUUCAACGACCUCCCGCACCCCGUCCCGGCACUCCCCAAUCUCGGCCACACAGCAGGCUCGGUACCCCGUCUCAACAACAGACCGCGCAACCCGAUACGGAUGCCUCGGCUGAGUUUGCGCCCAAUGCGUUUGACGGAAGACCGGCCCCUGCAUUCAUGCAAUACCCGCCCGCAGCAAUGGCACCCGCUGCCGAAUCGCACUGGUACGACCGCAUCUUGGAUACUCUCCUGGGCGAGGACGAGACGGCAGCCAAAAACAGGAUUGUCCUGAUGUGCUCUAGCUGCCGGUUGGUCAACGGGCAGGCACCGCCUGGAACAAAGUCAUUAUCCGAGCUAGGCAUGUGGAAGUGCAUGGCCUGCGGGGCUUCUAAUGGGGAACUGGAUGAGGGCAAGCGGCUUGUACAGGAGGUUCUGGGAGGGCGGAGCACCCCCAGCGUCAAAGUUGAGGCUGCCGACGACAACGCGAGUAGAAGCUCGAGCGACCUCGUCGAAGUGGAGAAGGAUAUUUCCGAAACCGAGCCCGAGGGGAAGAGCGCGGUCACUGAUGGGCCACGGAAACGGAGGGGGAAGGGGACUCGUUAACUGGGGUCGGACAUUCACUCUUUUUUUUUUUGAUCUCUCCUUUUUGUUUGGGUCUGUAGAAUACAACGGUCACUUUUUUUUUUCUUUGUCCCAAGUUAUUGGCCUUAUACCCACUGAACAGUUCUGCUCGAGGACAUCAAAAUCCCAUUGUCCCCCUGUUACCCGUGUGUGGCCAUUGUGAGGGCUUAAAGCGAUCUUGGGCGCCAUUACUUCUCAUACUUAAACCCGCUCUCCGUGUUCACCCUGAGUUUAUAGGAUUAUGGAAAGUCAUCCGCUUUAAGAUACCCCAACACAAUGGCAUACUACUCUUACGUACAAU